AAACAUACUUGUUUUCUUCUUUAAGCUAUGAAUCUUUCUACUUUUAUCAUCAACUUCAUAAUCGUUUCAUUUAUUUCAAAUACUUAUGGGGCAGAUCUUACAUCUUGUAAACUUGAUGCUAUAUAUCAAUUUGGCGAUUCGUUAUCAGAUACUGGAAACUCAAUAGUAGAAGUUCCUCAAGCUUAUCAUGCUCGAUUACCUUAUGGUGAAACAAUUGGUAAAGCAACUGGAAGACCUUCAGAUGGAUUGCUAAUGAUCGACUAUACAGCACAAUCAGCCGGUCUUCCUUUGCUUGAACCAUAUGAAAAUCCAAAUUCAACAUUCAGUCAUGGGGCAGAUUUUUCAGUGGCUGGUGUCACAGCUUUAUCAAAAGAAACUCUAAUGAAAUUAAAUCUUAGUCUUGGUUUUUCCAAUACUUCGCUUGAAGUACAAAUUGAAUCCAUGAAAAAACUUCUCUCAACCAUAUGUAACAACGCCAGAGAUUGUCAAGAGAAAUUGAAAUCUUCCCUUUUUAUUGUGGGAAUUGGAGGAAAUGACUAUGGUCGUGCAUUUCAGAGAGGUGACAGCGUUUAUGAAGUAAAUAAAACAAUCGUACCUUUAGUUGUGGCAGCCAUUGAAGAUUCUAUUCAAAAAAUAAUUAAUUUUGGUGCUCGUCGAAUCAUUGUUACCGGAUCCUACCCAAUAGGUUGCUCGCCAGCGUACUUGACAAUGUUUUCAAAUACUUCUACCACUAAAGAUUCAUUUGGAUGUUUGAAGGAUUAUAAUGAUAUAUUUUUUAAUCAUGGCGUUGGUCUUAAAAUAGCUGUCGAGAAAGCGACAAAAGCAAAUCCAAAUGUAACCAUUGUUUUCAGUGAUCUAUAUAAUGCAUUACUUUCGGUCAUCAAAGAUCGUUCAACUCUUGGAUUAACUUCAUAUCAAAAUGCUUGUUGUGGCACUGGAGGUAAAUAUAAUGUUACUCUAGGCCAACUUGAUAAGAUGUGUGGAGCUAAAGAUAUACCAGUUUGUCCGAAUCCUAAAGAAUAUUUAUUUUGGGAUGAAUGGCAUUUUACUCAUCAAGCUAACAAGGCUUUAUUUGAUUUUCUUUUAACGGAGAUGUUGCCUAAACUUCAGUGUACUAGUUGA
Mercurialis annua (annual mercury) is the source of this 1122-nucleotide messenger RNA. Its product is annotated as GDSL esterase/lipase At1g28650-like. The coding region runs from base 28 to 1122 and encodes 364 amino acids. The transcript has 5 exons. NCBI's taxonomy places the organism in Eukaryota, Viridiplantae, Streptophyta, Magnoliopsida, Malpighiales, Euphorbiaceae. Gene Ontology annotation, molecular function: hydrolase activity, acting on ester bonds. The record is from RefSeq and is a predicted model, not a curated record.